Messenger RNA from Geosmithia morbida, 525 nucleotides. Its product is annotated as glucosamine-phosphate N-acetyltransferase. NCBI's taxonomy places the organism in Eukaryota, Fungi, Ascomycota, Sordariomycetes, Hypocreales, Bionectriaceae. Gene Ontology annotation, cellular component: endoplasmic reticulum-Golgi intermediate compartment; endoplasmic reticulum; Golgi apparatus. Gene Ontology annotation, biological process: UDP-N-acetylglucosamine biosynthetic process. The coding region runs from base 1 to 525 and encodes 174 amino acids. The transcript is spliced from 2 exons. The record is from RefSeq and is a predicted model, not a curated record. Gene Ontology annotation, molecular function: monosaccharide binding; glucosamine 6-phosphate N-acetyltransferase activity.
AUGGCUUCCGAGCUCUUUUCUGAAGAAUUCCUCUCUCCCGAGGUCCAGGCCGUUCUCCCUGAGGGCUACCGCCUGCGUGCCCUCCGCCGCUCCGAUUACGAAACUGGCUUCCUCGACUGCCUCCGUGUCUUGACUACCGUGGGUGACGUCUCCGAGGAUGCAUUUGCCAGGCAAUUUGAGGCCAUGCGCAGCCAGGGUGGCUACUACAUCAUCGUCAUUGAGGACCCCUCGCGCGAGUCGACUCCCAUUGUUGCUACCGGUGCUCUGAUUGUUGAGCGCAAGUUCAUCCACAGCCUUGGUGCCGUCGGCCACAUCGAAGACAUUGCCGUCGCCCGCGACCAGCAGGGCAAGAAGCUCGGGCUCCGCCUCAUCCAGGCCCUCGACUACGUUGCUGAAAAGGCUGGCUGCUACAAGAGCAUCCUCGACUGCAGCGAGGCCAACGAGGGCUUCUACAUCAAGUGUGGCUUCCGUCGUGCCGGUCUCCAAAUGGCCCAUUACUACGAGGGUUCCAAGGCCAAGGCCUGA